Parathielavia appendiculata is the source of this 324-nucleotide messenger RNA. RefSeq lists its product as uncharacterized. The record is from RefSeq and is a predicted model, not a curated record. NCBI's taxonomy places the organism in Eukaryota, Fungi, Ascomycota, Sordariomycetes, Sordariales, Chaetomiaceae. The coding region runs from base 1 to 324 and encodes 107 amino acids. The transcript is spliced from 2 exons.
AUGACUCCCUGGUUUCUGAUUUGGGUGGCACUCGGCCUCCGCGUUGCCUCUCUUCCUAGGCGUUCCUACCCAUGUCUCGACAUCAUCCAAGAGACGGAAUUCAUAAUCACAGUCGUUCAGCCCCAUCUCGACUUAUUGAUGUUACAGAAGAGCGCCAAGCGUCGGAAAGGUACCUGGUUCGCCAAGGCAGUGGAACGGGACACCUCAACGUGGUCAUGUGGUGACACAUGGGCAUACGAGAUGUCUUCCGAGUUUGGAGAAUUGAAGUUGCCAAUACCAGUCGGACCGCUGGUAGGCGAGACGCGGGUUGGAGUCCCGAACUGA